UCCCCCUUCCCAAACGGCCGCCGGGCUCACGUGACCGCCGGGCGGCCAACCGGGUUUGAACCUGGGUUUGUUACCCGCCCUCUUCCCUCCCGCAGCGCUUCUGCGAUCAGAUCGAUCUAAGAUGGCGACGGUGGAACCGGAAACCACUCCCAACCCUCAGCCUUCAGAAGAGGAGAAAACUGAGCCAGCACCUAGUCAGGAGGUUGCCAGCCCUGAACAGUAUAUUAAGCAUCCACUACAAAACAGAUGGGCACUGUGGUUUUUUAAAAAUGACAAGAGCAAAACUUGGCAAGCAAAUCUUCGUCUUAUCUCGAAGUUUGAUACUGUUGAAGAUUUUUGGGCUUUAUACAACCAUAUCCAGCUCUCUAGUAAUUUAAUGCCUGGUUGUGACUACUCGCUCUUUAAGGAUGGUAUUGAACCAAUGUGGGAAGAUGAAAAAAACAAGCGAGGAGGGCGAUGGCUAAUUACACUAAACAAACAGCAGAGACGAAGUGACCUUGAUCGCUUCUGGCUAGAGACACUGCUGUGCCUUAUUGGGGAGUCGUUUGAUGACUACAGUGAUGAUGUAUGUGGUGCUGUUGUUAAUGUUAGAACUAAGGGUGAUAAAAUAGCAAUAUGGACAACUGAAUGUGAAAACAGGGAUGCUGUUACACAUAUAGGGAGAGUAUACAAGGAAAGAUUAGGACUUCCUCCAAAGAUAGUGAUUGGUUAUCAGUCCCAUGCAGACACAGCUACUAAGAGCGGCUCCACCACUAAAAAUAGGUUUGUUGUUUAAGAAGACACCUUCUGAGUAUUCUUUCAUAGGAGACUGCGUCAAGCAAUCGAGAUUUGGGAGCUGAACCAAAGCCUCUUCAAAAGCAGAGUGGACUACAUUUAAAUUUGAUUUCCAUCUAAGUGUUGCUAAGAUUUGUGGGAAGUCUCAUUUGCCUUUGUCUUGUACUUCUGUGUUCAGUUUUUUCUAUUUGGCUGAAGUAACCAUUACAAAUCAGAAUUUUAGUACACUUCACCCCCCGAAUCCAUAAAUGUUUUCCUGGCCCACUCUGUAAUAGCUUGGUAGAAACAUUACUAUUACAAAAGAAAAAAUUGUUUAUCCACAGUAUUCAGAAAAGAAGUUGCAUUUCUGUACCUGCAGGAAAUUACUCUGUUUUACAUUUGCAUUGUAUGCAGUAACAUUUUGCUGGUUUGAAAAAGAGUAUGGUGCAUACAGUUUUCUAGCAAUUUUUUUAUACAGCAUCCUCUUUGCUGUAACCUAUGCUGGUGGCUGCUAGAUUAAUUUAUUUGUUUUCCCUAUUUGAUAACAUUAGUGAUAUUUUGAUUUCAGUUGUUUUUGCUCAUGUAACAUUUGGUGAAGAAUAUGGGAAUAUGACAAAGGUGGAAUAAACAUUAAUUUUGUGCAUUCUUUGGUAAUUUUUGGUUUUUUGUAACAUCAAAACUUUGCUACAAAUUUAUGCAUUUCAGUCAAAUCGGUGAUCUGUGUGAUUUCCUAAACAUAAUUGUGGAUUUUUUAAUGUAACACCAUAAUUUACAUUCCUUACUAGAAAUAGUAUGUCUGUUUUUGUAUCUUACGCUGUAUUUUAACACUUUGUAUUACUUAGGUUAUUUUGCUUUGGUUAAAAUGGCUCAAGUAGAAAAGCGGUCCCAUUCAUAUUAAGACAGUGUACAAAACUGUAAAUAAAAUGUGUACAGUGAAUUGUCUUUU
This is a messenger RNA of Falco peregrinus (peregrine falcon), 1699 nucleotides long. RefSeq names its product eukaryotic translation initiation factor 4E (gene EIF4E). Bases 122 to 775 code for a protein of 217 amino acids. The transcript is spliced from 7 exons. The record is from RefSeq and is a predicted model, not a curated record. Gene Ontology annotation, molecular function: translation initiation factor activity; RNA 7-methylguanosine cap binding. Gene Ontology annotation, biological process: translational initiation. Lineage: Eukaryota; Metazoa; Chordata; Aves; Falconiformes; Falconidae. Gene Ontology annotation, cellular component: cytoplasm; eukaryotic translation initiation factor 4F complex.